Clonostachys rhizophaga is the source of this 2553-nucleotide messenger RNA. The record is from the annotation of a GenBank genome assembly. NCBI's taxonomy places the organism in Eukaryota, Fungi, Ascomycota, Sordariomycetes, Hypocreales, Bionectriaceae.
AUGGCCAACAUGACGUCUUCAAGAAUAUUUGUCAAGGGACUUCCUCCUAGUAUCACCGAGGCCGAGUUCCGCAAACACUUCUCGGCCGGCAACCGUGAAAUCACUGAUGUCAAGCUUAUCCCCCAACGUCGGAUUGGCUAUGUAGGCUACAAGACGCCCGAGGUAGCCUCCAAGGCGAUCAAGUACUUCAACAAGUCUUAUGUCCGCAUGUCUAAGAUAUCGGUCGAAUCCGCCAGACCAAUCUCAGACCCAGCUCUGCACAAGUCACAGGGCUCAGUGCGAUUUGAUGGCCAGUCGGCAAAACGCAAGGCUCCCGAGAGUAACAUUGUUGCUGAUUCAAGUUCGAAGAAGCAAAAGCGAGGCGAGCAGGAGACUGCCGACCCCAAGCUUCAAGAAUUUCUUCAAGUCAUGGGCAAGAGCAAGGAGGACCCAAUGGCAGAUGCCACCAACUUUGCUGGAGAGGCUAGUUUGCCCAAGCCUGAUGUGCCUGUGCCCGAGGGCGAGAGUGAUGAUGAAUACGAGGAGAUUCCGUCAGCCAAGGAUAAGAAACGCAACAUAGCGAAUCCCGAAAUGGAUCGCAAUGCGAAUCAGCCAGAUGGGAAUCGCAAUCUGUUGAAAAAACAGGAGGCGCAUUCAGAUACACAAACACCCCAUGCAGAUCCCCCUCCUGAGUCAGAAGAGUUGCCACCUACUGAGGCAGCGGCUCCUCCUGUCCCUGGAGCAACAGAUGACGACUGGCUAAGGUCAAGAACGAACCGGCUUUUGGACUUGGUGGAUCCUGAUGACCUGGACUCAUCUAUUCCCAGCCAUGCCAAGGAUAGCCCGCCACAGCCUGGGGCCCAUCAUGAGCCCCAGCCAGCUCAGUCACAGGUUGAAACACCUGAUGCCGGAGAUGAGGUGGCAAAGAAGGCAGAUGAAAGUGAGCAGAAGACAGAGGAUGUCGUGGAGUCAAUUCGCCGCACAUCUCGGCUCUUUAUUCGCAAUCUCCCUUACGGAUCUUCCGAAGAUGAAAUCCGCGAGUGCUUUGAACAAUUUGGACCUAUACAAGAGGUACACAUACCGAUGAGCAAAGCAGGCUCCAGCAAGGGAUUUGCCUUGGUACUUUUCGUGGAGUCGUCACACGCGGUCGAAGCAUUCCAGGCAAUGGAUGGGUCAACGUUUCAGGGGCGCCUCAUUCACAUCAUUCCAGCUGAUGCCAAACGAGACGCCGGCCUGAAUGAAUGGGAAAUUUCAAAGCUGCCCUUGAAGAAGCAGAACAUGAUUCGGAAAAAGGCAGAGGCAUCGUCUAGCACAUUCAACUGGAAUUCGCUAUUCAUGAGCCAGGAUGCCGUCAAUGCAUCAGUGGCUAGCCGCUUGGGUGUUUCAAAAUCCGAGCUGCUUGACCCUACAUCAGCGGAUGCCGGUGUCAAGCAGGCUAUUGCCGAGACGACUGUCAUUCAAGAGACAAAAGCUUACUUCGUUGCUAAUGGUGUGGAUCUUGGUGCCUUCAAGUCACAGAAGCGAGGAGACACUGCCAUUCUGGUAAAGAAUUUCCCAUACGGUACCACCAUGGAAGAACUCCGAAGCUUGUUCGAGGAGCACGGCCCAGUUCUGAAAGUUUUGAUGCCUCCUAGUGGAACUAUUGCCAUAAUACAAUUCACCAAAGCCAAUCACGCAAAAGCGGCCUUCGGGAAGCUGGCUUAUCGCCGUAUCAAGGACAGCGUGCUGUUUUUGGAAAAGGCGCCUAAGGAUCUCUUCCGUGGCGACGUGACGGAGCUAACUCCACAGGUGAGCGAUCGACCUGUUGGCCACCAAAAGCCUAACGUUGAUGACCUGCUGUCACGCGGUGAUACAACGGACGAGGUGGUGGAGACUACAUCCCUGUUUGUGCGCAACUUGAACUUCGACACGACAACCAGUAGAUUGGCGGAGGCUUUUGAGUCUCUCGACGGAUUUGUGUCAGCCAGGGUCAAGACCAAGACGGACCCCCAGAAGCCUGGUCAAGUGCUAAGUAUGGGCUUUGGCUUUGUGGAGUUCCUUAAUAAGGGUCAAGCUCAAGAUGCUCUUAAAGUUAUGGACGGUUAUGUACUAGACGGCCACACUCUUGGCGUUAAGGCAUCCCAUCGAGGCCUUGACGCUGCAGAAGAGCGGAAGCGGGAUGACAAGGCCAAGAAGGCGGCAGGUCAAAGAACGAAGAUCAUUAUCAAGAACUUACCCUUUCAAGCUACUAGGAAGGAUAUUCGGGCGCUAUUCGGUACUUACGGUCAGCUCAGAUCUGUCCGCGUUCCAAAGAAAGCGGACUAUACUUCAAGGGGGUUUGCCUUUGCCGAUUUCGUCACACCUCGAGAAGCUGAAAAUGCACUAAAUUCGUUGAGGGAUACCCACCUUCUCGGCCGCAAGCUGGUGCUUGACUUUGCAGAGGCGGAAGCCCUCGAUGCUGAGGAGGAGAUCGAGAAGAUGCAGCGUAAAGUAGGGGGCCAAGUCAAUAAAAUGGCCCUGCAACAGCUAGUUGGUAGAGGGAGGCAAAAGAUCAAUAUAGGGGACAAUGAUGAGGAGGAGGGAUUUGAUGGCUAG